GAUUCUCAAUGCUCCGACACCCAAGGCCCAUUGGAAGCCAUCGACAUGUACAACCGAAAAUCUGUGGAUGUUUUCCUGGGACCCGCCUGCGAUUACGCCGUUUCGGGCACGGCGGGGUUCUCCGGACGUUGGGGUAUUCCCGUUAUAACCGCGGGGGCCCUG
Messenger RNA from Lymnaea stagnalis (great pond snail), 162 nucleotides. Lineage: Eukaryota; Metazoa; Mollusca; Gastropoda; Lymnaeidae. The record is from the annotation of a GenBank genome assembly.